CAACAACAGCUCUUCUUUGUCCGCACUUCAACGAUACCCGCUUCUAAGGUUACUUCUUUACGCUCAAUUCAUACGCUCGAACAUAAGGUGUCGGGAACACAACACAGUCGCCGACUACGAUCACCACUUUUACACCAUGGAGCCCGCCGCAGCCGGAAUUCUCUAUGCGGCAGAGAACGUCCUGCAAGGUGCUGCCGCUCUUGUGAAGGGCAUCACGAACCCAACUCUACCUAUCAAGGCCAACCUUACACGGAUCACCUCUGUCCCAUUACCACGAUCGCAGCACACUGUCUCAAUCGUCAAAGGACGAGCCUACAUCUUUGGUGGUGAGACAGCACCAGGACAACUUGCCGACAACGACAUGCACAUUGUCAUCCUACCAUCGAGCGGUGUACUUGACGCAGAUUAUACUUCGAAACCCGCACAAGCUGCGAACGGCUUCGACGAUGUACCUGGACCACGAAAGGGUCAUACUGCAGUAGUCAUUGGAGAUACCAUGUACGUGUUCGGAGGAGAGGGAGAGAGCGUCACCAACGAAAACGGGAGGGUAUGGGCAUAUCACACAGUCUCGAGCACGUGGUCAUUCCUUGACCCUGCUCCCGGCACGUUGUCUCCAAGCCACCGGGUAGGACAUACCUCAGCAAGCUCAGAUCUUCCAGCUGCAAAGACAGUCACAUACCAGGAGAAAGUACCUCAACAGCCGGCAGAUCCCUCAAAGAACGUUCCUGAACCUCCCGUGGAUGAUACUUGGGGCACUAUCUUCGUGGUUGGCGGACAAGACACCUCGAAAAGGGAGCUUGCAACCGACGCUCUAGCUUUCGACGUGAAGACACGCACAUGGUCGAACAUACCCUCGCCACCAGGACAGCCUCGUGAAGGUGCUAGCCUGUCACUCGCAGGCAGCAGGCUAUAUCGCUUCGGAGGCAAGGGUGUCGAGACUUUCGCAUCUGGUGCUCUGGAGUACCUUGACGUUGCACCUGUUUUCACACAUGCUGAAGGCGGCACAACACCGCUGACAAGUGGUUGGGCCUGGCAGGAAGUCUCGCACGUCGAGUCGAAAGAUCUGUCAGCGCCCCAAGCGCGGUCUAAUGCUGGCCUGGUCGAGGUCACUACCGGCCAAGGACGGCACUAUCUGAUUGCCAUUGGUGGCGAAGGCGAGGAUUCGAAGCACUUGGAUGACAUCUGGUCCUUCCAGCUGCCUGCAGAGCACGCUACUGCUGCAGCAACUAAGGAUGCCAUUCGUUCUUCCAUCAAGCGCGGCACACAUGAGGCAACUUGGGCAGAGGUGCUCUACAAGUAUGUCGAUACCAAGGGCGAGGAGGAGAAGGACAUCCCUGGCGAACCGAAGCGUGGUCUUGGGGAGAGGGGUCAAUUUGGUAUUGCGAAGGGGACAGAGGUCGAUGGGGCAACGUGCGUUGUCUGGGGUGGUAUCAAUGCUGAGGGCAGCGUACUAAGUGAUGGCUGGAUGGUCACCGUAGACAGAUAACUAUAAUUGCCCUGCAAAACAAGGCUUUACAACUUGGAUCCGCU
Molecule: messenger RNA, 1530 nt
Organism: Macroventuria anomochaeta
Lineage: Eukaryota; Fungi; Ascomycota; Dothideomycetes; Pleosporales; Didymellaceae
Exons: 1
Coding region: 137-1486 (449 amino acids)
Molecular function (GO): protein binding
Source: RefSeq, a predicted model, not a curated record